Messenger RNA from Neofelis nebulosa (Clouded leopard), 4267 nucleotides. It is a transcript of the gene ZNF485, whose product is annotated as zinc finger protein 485. NCBI's taxonomy places the organism in Eukaryota, Metazoa, Chordata, Mammalia, Carnivora, Felidae. The transcript is spliced from 2 exons. Gene Ontology annotation, biological process: regulation of DNA-templated transcription. The record is from RefSeq and is a predicted model, not a curated record. Bases 2849 to 3841 code for a protein of 330 amino acids.
CUAAUCACCCAGUUGGAGCAAGGGUCAGAGCCAUGGAUGGAAGUACAGCAAGUUCCAUCAGGCACUUGUUCAGGAUUGUGUCUAGGAUUCUGCCAUUUAGCUGGUUAUUGGGUUGGGAAACCUGAAUGUUAUUAUGUAGUAAGUAUUUAAUUCACCUCUUUCGGGGCACCUGGGUGGCUCAGUCAGUUAAGCGUGCGACUUCAGCUCAGGUCACGAUCUCACAGUUCGUGGGUUCGAGCCCCUUGUGCUGACAGCUCAGAGCCUGGAUCUCACUUCAGAUUCUGUGUCUCCCUCUCUCUCCGCCCCUCCCCCACUUGUGCUCUGUCUCUGUCUCUCUUUCUCUCAAAAAAUAAAAAAUAAACAUUAAAAAAAUUUAAUUCACCUCUUUCAUUAAGAAAUUAUUUAUUUUAAUAUAAGUACGAUGUUGAAUUUUAUCAAAUGCCUCUUGGUUAUGAUGCAGAGCUCGACCUCAUGACCAUGAGAUCAUGACCUGAGCCGAAAUCUAGAGUUGGACGCUUAACUGACUGAGCCACCCAAGCACCCCUAAAUUAGUAUAGUAUUUUUAAAUCGAAUACUGUGUAACCAACACUCAGGUCAAGGAAAAGAACCCUGGGAAUACUACUAAAUAACAUGCUGAUCCCUCCCAAUCAUUAGCCAUGUUCCCCUGCCCUAACCCCUCCCCACCCAGACUAACACUGAAGUUUAUUUGGCCAUUUUCAUUCAUUGUCCUUUGUGUAGACCAAGGAUUCUUAAAAAUUUAGCAUUCAUCAGAAUGCAUGCUUAAGUAUAAUUACUAGGCCCAGCCCUCAGAGUUUUUUAUUUAUUUGGUUUAGAGUGAACUGAAAAUUUUUACCAAGUUCCCAGGUGAUGCUGAUGCUAAUGCUACUGGACUGGGGACCAUGCUUUGAAAACAUGAAAUGAAAUGGAGUAUUUCAUUCAUUGUAUUGCUAUACCAUAGCUUAUUGCAUAUAUUUGGAUGGAUAUUUGGGAUAUUUCCAGGUUUUGACUAAUAUUAGAGAUGCUGUGAACAAUUUUAUGGGUUAUCUUUUGGUUCACAUGUAGAUGCAUUUCUUCUGGGCACAUACUUAGGAGUGGAUUUUCUAUUUUAUAGGAUGUGCAUAUAUUCAACUUUACUACAUAAUGCCAAAUAGUUUUUUAAAGGUUUGUACCAUUUAUAUUUCUACCAUCAGUGGGUGAGAGUACUCAUUUUUCCGUAUCCUUACCAGUGCUUGAUAUUGUCAGUCUUUUGAAGUUAGGCAUUCUUUGGGUGUGUUGUGUAUCUCAUGUGGUUUUAAUAUCCUUAUCCCUGAUAUCUAAUGAGGUUGAGGGCAUUUGCAAAUGUUUAUUGGCCAUUAUAUAUCAUCUUUCAUGAAAUAUCUAUUCAGAGAGCCCUUUGUUGAUUACAUAUGCAGUAUCACCCUUCUCUCUGCUUUUCAUUAUUAAUGGGCUUUUGAUGAAUAGAAGUUUUAAUUUUAAUGAUCUCUAGUUUAUCAAUCUUGCCCUUUCUUGACAGUGCUUUUUGUGUUCUUUUUAAUAAAUCUUUCCCCAAGUUCAUGAAAACAUUCUUCUAUGUUAACUUCUAGGAGCUUUAUUGUUUGCCUUUUAGAUUUAUCAUACUUUUGAAACUGAUUUUUUGUGCAUGGUAAGAGGUAGCGUUCAUGUUUAACUCUCCCAAAAAAGUACCAGUGUUCCUCACUGCUCUGCAAGCUACCUUUGUCAUAAAACAGAUGUCCAUAUACUUGCAUUUCUCUUCAUAUGACUAAUUUGCCUCUACCUACCUUUACAAUCAGUAUCUUGAAAUUUUCUCUAGUUUAACCAUUAUACAUUAAAUGUAUAUCCCUUUAAAGGCCAUUUGAAGGAUCUGGGCUGUUACUCACCAGGCUUCAUUUCUUGCAUUUUCCUAAAAAAAUAAAUCUUAGCUCUAGUAUCUGAUGUAUGGAAUCAUAAUAAAUAUAAAUACAAAUAAUAAAAAUAUAAAUAUAUGUGUAUGUGUAUAUAUAUCUAUAUCUGUAUAUAAGAAAAAUUCAUUCAGUAAAAGAAUUGAUCAUUGAUUGUUGAUUUAUCACAAAUAUGGCUUCAUUAGUUUUCUGGCAUCUACUUGUCAGCAUCAUCUUGCCUAUUUUCUCUUGGGUCUUGUGUGUGUACUUUGUAACAACAACAACAACAACAAAAAAGUCACAAUUUGGUAUGUUCUUUUUUAGGUAUGUUAAAAACUUAGAUUAAAGUCUAGAAUCUUUUAGGCCUGAGAACUGUUUUGGUUCCUUAAAUGUUUUGUCUGGUUUUUCUCUGAGACAUUAAAUAUUGGUUCUCUGUUAAAUUCUCACAAUGAAAUGUUAUCCUUAAGUUCUUGGAGACAUUAAAAUGUUCUCAGAUGUACUACCCUACAGGAUUCUGUGCUAGCAAUCAUGGUUUGCUUUGUGAUACUUGGUUUUCUCUGCAAAUUUGUGUGUAUUCUCACAUUCUCAUCUAUUUUUGGAGGGGCGGGUUCUGUGUUACCUUCCUAACUUGCCAACUUCUUAGAUGCUCUUUGCGUUCUUUAAAUACAAAGUUUAUAAUAUAACUUCCUGCCAUUUCUUUAGACGCCCACUUAACUUUUAUCUUUAGUCUUGCCGUCUUUUCUUAGCAAGAGUUACAAGUGGGAUGCAUUAAUUUUACAUAACCCUUACUUGUGUAGAAGAGAACAUUAUUCUUAUCCUGUGCAGCUCACACUUUCAGUAUUUCAACAUAGAGAGUGUUUGAAUUAAAAAAAUUUUUUUCAGUCCAGGAGUACUGGUUUGAAACAAAGGUGUCCACCCUAAAGCAAAAUACCUCUGAAGGAUCUGAUCUGGGAGAACAAACAAAAAUUGACAUGAUGGAGAGAGGCCUGGACUGGGAGGGCAGAAGUUCUACAGAGAAGACACAUUAUAAAUGUGAGGAAUGUGGGAAAGUCUUCAAAUACAAUUCCUCCUUUAUUAGCCACCAGAGAAAUCAUACUGGUGAGAAACCCCAUAAAUGUAAUGAAUGUGGGAUAGCCUUUAUGAGCAGCUCAUCCCUUUUAAAUCAUCGUAAAAUCCACACAGGCAAGCAACCCUAUAGAUGUAUUGAAUGUGGGAAAUUCCUUAAGAAGCACUCAACAUUUGUUAAUCAUCAGAAAAUUCAUUCUAGAGAGAAGCCUCAUAAAUGUAAUGAAUGUGGAAAAGCUUUUGGAAAGAACUCUAUCCUUUUACGUCAUCAGAGAAUUCAUACCGGUCAGAAGCCCUACAAAUGUAAUGACUGUGGGAAAGCCUUUGCUCAGAAUGUAGCCCUUACUCGUCACGAGAGAAUACAUAGUGGAGAGAAGCCUUUUACAUGUAAGGAAUGUGGGAAAGCUUUUAGGGAUAACUCAACUGUGUUGGAACAUCUGAAAAUCCAUACUGGGGAGAAACCAUAUCAAUGUAAUGAAUGUGGAAAAACCUUUAGGAAGAGCUCAACACUUGUUAGCCAUCAAAGAAUGCAUACCGGAGAGAAACCCUAUCACUGUAGUAAGUGUGGAAAAUCUUUCAGGUAUAGCUCAUCCUUUGCUGGACAUCAGAAAACUCAUAGUGGAAAUAAACCCUAUCAAUGUAAUGACUGUGGGAAAGUCUUUAUGAAGAGCUCAACCCUUAUUGGACAUCAGAGAAUUCAUACUGGAGAAAAGCCCUAUCACUGUAAGAAAUGUGGGAAAUCCUUCAGACAUAGCUCUGGCCUUGUGGAACAUCAGAGAAUCCAUACCGGAGAAAAACCUUAUGAAUGUAAUGCAUGUGGGAAGGCUUUUCCUCAGAGUUCAGCCCUUAAACAACAUAAGAAAAUGCAUAACAAAGAAAGAGCCGUCAAAUGUAAUUAGUGUGGUAAAUCAGGCAAAAGUAAUUAUUCUUUUUGACCGUCAAAGGGGAGACAUUCCACAAAUCACACACUUAACAAAAAUAGUCUGUGUACCUCUAUCCUGGAGAACUUCUCACUUGUGAGGAUGUUCACUGUAGUAUGGUUUGUAUUAUUGAAAUAUUUGAAGAACCUAAAUGUUUAUCAAUAUGGAAAUAGUUACUAUAGAACGCUAUGUAGCAAGUAAAAAGAAUGAAGUAGAGCUCUAUAGAGAGCCGUAGAAAUAUCCCCAUGAUACCUUGUUCCAGUUAAAAAAAAGUAAGUUGCAGAAAAUCUACAUAUUGUGGUCCAAUUUACAUUUUAAGAAAUGAAGCUAUUUUAUUUAUAUGUAUAUAUCCUAUGUAUUCAAAAAGAUCUAGUAAAAUAAAGUCCAGAAGUUUUUUAUCUUUGA